ACUCUGGUCGACAAGUCAGAUCAUCAAAGCUCAGACGAAAGGACAGAAGAGGGCACUUCAGGCUUUUCACUCGAACCUUUUCAGAGUUGUUAUCACUAGACCUUUAUUUUCUUUUUAUGUGAACUUUUGGUGAAAUAUUAAAUUGUUCUGAGACCGUCAGUUGCCUGUUUUACUAACUGCACUGCUGUGGAUGGAGAAUGUAACAAUGGCAGCUCCUCUCAAACAGCCUAUAGUGUUCGAGCUGGAGGGCUUCCACAUAUCACCUGGCUAUGGCUCUUCCCUGUUCACCCUGGCUCUGUUUAACUUCAUGGUAAUCCUGUUGGGGAAUGGCGUGGUGGCGUGUAUCAUUGUCAUAGACAAGAACCUGCACAGACCCAUGUUUAUAAUGCUUUUCAACCUGGUGGCGUGUGAUCUGCUGGGGGCCACGGCAGUGCUGCCUCGCCUCAUGAUGCACUUUUUGAUGGGGCAGAAGAAAAUCGCCUACAUCCCGGCCCUCGCCCAGGCCUUCUCUGUGCACACGUACGGCGUCGCAGUGCAGACUAUACUGGGUGCGAUGGCCUAUGACAGAUAUGUUGCUGUGUGCCAACCACUCCGGUAUCACACCAUCAUGACCUCAGCUCGAUUGCAGUCUUGCUGCACCCUGGCCUGGGUCGUGGCUCUGCUGUGUAUCACCGUGCUUUUUGCCUUUCACAUGAACGUCCCAUUGUGUGGCAACGUCAUCCAACACGUCUACUGCAGCAAUCGAGCUAUACUGAACCUGGCCUGCCAUCCCACCACCAUAAAUAAUAUCUAUGGUCUUGCCAUGACCUGGUCCGUGAAAUCAGUUAUCUGGCUGAUCACUGCCUUUUCCUACUUCAGAAUCCUGCUUGCUUCCAUAAAACAAGGCAGUGCUGACAGCAUCGUCCGCAGCAAGGCCUUUCAGACGUGCUCACCGCACCUUGUUGUGUAUGUGUUGUCUGAAAUAGCUGCAAUGGUCAUAAUUUUGAGUCAGAGGUUCCCCUCAGUGUCCCCAAACAUCAAGAAGUUCUUCAGCAUCCUGUUCAUCAUCGUUCCACCAACCAUAAACCCCAUUAUCUACGGACUGGUCAGUAAAGAGCUACGUGUUAGCAUCAUCAAGCAUUUUAGCUUACAAGUCUGUCAAAAAACAUAAGAGGGCGUUAAUGCCUUUAGAUCAUUAAAGAGCUGUAGUCCCUGCUCUUUCACUAUACCUCUGUGUCUGUGUCUACUUUCAAAUAUAAAAUAUGCUGCAUAUUAUCUUUAUUUAUAUUUUUCAGCCUUGUCAUUGAGCCCUCCACUACCUAUUAUUAAAGUUUUCCUUUAACUUGUGAUUUUAAUUGAAGCUAGAAUUUAGUUUGUGUGGCUCAAAGCAUCAAAAAAUUAUAUUAGAAAAGUAAAAUGACAACAUUUAUUCAUAGUUUUACUCUACAAAUUAAAUACUGAAGCCUGCUCAUGGCAAGGUCUGUGGAUUAUCCUGCUGUACAAGGUGCGAUAAACAUAGUUAUUAUUGUUUUUUGUUAUUUGAGUUAAAUACGGCUGUUUUAUAUGUAAUUGUAACACAUGUAAAACCAAUAAACAUGAGACAAGACA
Molecule: messenger RNA, 1587 nt
Organism: Dicentrarchus labrax (European seabass)
Lineage: Eukaryota; Metazoa; Chordata; Actinopteri; Moronidae
Product: olfactory receptor 2K2-like
Exons: 4
Coding region: 191-1150 (319 amino acids)
Biological process (GO): G protein-coupled receptor signaling pathway
Cellular component (GO): membrane
Molecular function (GO): G protein-coupled receptor activity; olfactory receptor activity
Source: RefSeq, a predicted model, not a curated record